AUGAAGUUGAUACGUAAGUAUCAUGUUAUUCCAUACGAAAGCGGAUUCGCCCUAGAAUCAGCGAAACGGUUCCUAGAAACUAUCCUAGCGGACACUAGCCUGGAUGACAGCACAAAAUGCCGAUUCUACCAAGACAUGUUAUACCGUAUCCGAAAUCAUACCGAUAUGCCUAUUGUCAACGACGAAAUGAUGUCAAUUGUACGCGAAAACUAUAAUCUACACUCUGCACUAACUACAGUAAAUGAAAUCAUGAAGGAUGAGGUGAAAAGGGAAGAAGGAAUGGAGCAAGAGGUUGUGAAAAAGGAAGAAGAAGUGGAUUCAACAAAGACAGAGCCUACUAUCGAAGAAACGUUUGGCGAGUAUGAGCAGCAUGAGAUUAAACCAAAGGCAAUCAAAAAGGAACUAAAAAAUGAAAAAUUUUUGCCGUAUACGACUACAGUUCCCGUAAAGAAGGAAAUCUUGCCCCCAAAAAUCGUUCAAGACACCCCACAACCCCCGAAAAUUGCUCAAACAGUGUCAGAUUCACGUAAUGUUGGACCAAUGCGCAAUUAUCGCGGCUUUCCCGACUAUCGUUAUGUACCCUACAAGGCUCCCAUGAAGAAAGGACGUAUUUCACAACAAACACCAAAAAGAGGAGUGAAGAGAAAGGCUGAAGAUGAUGGUCCAGAAGAGGGAAGGAAACGAGGAAAGUGGGAUAUUUCAUCGAUAAAUGGUUUAAAAAAUGAGAACGUAAAAGCCUCGGCGUCGUCGAGAAAAAAGAAUAAGAAGAAGAAUGGAGUAAAGAAAGAAGAUGGAGACAUGAAACCCAAGAAAAAGGAGGUGGAGCAUAGGGGGAAGAACUACCGUAUAAUGAAGAAAGAGAUUAAACUAGAAGACGUCAAACCCUCCAAGAGCGAGAUCAAGUAUGAAGAGGGCAAACCUACCGUUAAGACUGAGACCUUUGUUAAUCCUAUUAUUCGACGUAAGAAUGAAAAGUUUCCAAAGGAGGAUCGAACAAAUUUGAAUAUUAAAAAGGAAGAUGAGACACAGCGGGAGAAAGAAGAAGAGGCUGUACCUACAAAUUUGAAACGAAAACUUGUAAGUGGACGCGUCCGUGGUGAGCCAAAAAAAAAGUACAUGAAAUUGGAAAAGAAGAGAAGGGUGCCAAAGAAAAAGCGAGGUGUUAUGAAUGCACGAAAACGUAAAUUAGACUCUACGAUACCCGACUCUGCCAGUACGGAACCUCCUUCCAAACGUCGUGUUAUUCGAGGCUCGGGUGCGGCUCCUCCUGGUUCCCGAAUUUAUUGCAGGCUCUGGAAAUUUUAA
Caenorhabditis remanei is the source of this 1305-nucleotide messenger RNA. RefSeq lists its product as uncharacterized. The record is from RefSeq and is a predicted model, not a curated record. The transcript has a single exon. Lineage: Eukaryota; Metazoa; Nematoda; Chromadorea; Rhabditida; Rhabditidae. The coding region runs from base 1 to 1305 and encodes 434 amino acids.